AUGGCUUCAAGAUCCGAGUUUAUAAUAUUUUUUAUGACACUAUCAUUUGCAUCAAUCUUCCACAUGGCCAUGGCAGGCGAUCCGGAUAUCCUCACAGAUUUUAUAGUUCCACUAGGUUCUCCUGUCGACGAAAACCUCUUCACUUUUACCGGGAUGCGACAACUAGUUGGUGCCCCACCACCUGAAAAGUUCAAGGUACUUAAGGCUAGUAUGGCCGAGUUCCCUAUACUUAAUGGUCAAAGUGUCUCCAUGGCCGUGUUGCAGUACUCGGGUGGCUCUGUUAACCCUCCUCACACACACCCUCGUGCUUCUGAGCUCUUGUUCCUCUUGGAAGGGAGCCUCCAAGUAGGGAUAGUUGACACCACGAACAAGCUUUAUACUCAAACUCUACAAGUAGGCGACAUUUUUGUUUUCCCCAAAGGAUUAGUUCACUUCCAAUACAAUGUUGAUGCUAACAAUACGGCUUUCGCAAUAUCUGCAUUUGGAAGUGCAAGUGCUGGGACCGUGUCGAUUCCUAGCGCAGUUUUCAACACUAGCAUAUCUGAUGCAAUCUUGGCUAAGUCUUUCAAGACCGAUGUUUCCACCAUUCAAAAACUCAAGGCCGGACUUUCCCACUAA
Molecule: messenger RNA, 618 nt
Organism: Impatiens glandulifera
Lineage: Eukaryota; Viridiplantae; Streptophyta; Magnoliopsida; Ericales; Balsaminaceae
Product: germin-like protein 9-3
Exons: 1
Coding region: 1-618 (205 amino acids)
Cellular component (GO): cell wall
Molecular function (GO): manganese ion binding
Source: RefSeq, a predicted model, not a curated record